UCGUCACGCCUGCCUCCUCUCGGCCAGUAAUUCUUUAGCGCGGAAAGCCGUCUGUUUUGAUAACUUUGGACGAUUCUUCUGAUUUUGGUUUGACAUUUGAAAAAAUGGCUGUGACGGCGAUGAGCUUCCGUUGGCUGGAUUUACUGGAGAAAGAGUUCGACAAAGCCUAUGUCGACCUGGACAUCCUGAUCGGCGAGUUGGACAGCGAUGAGCCUGAAAUGGUGUAUGCAGCAAGGCAGAAGAUGUCAACACUCAGUUCCUGUUUUGCCCAGUUGACACACAAAGCUCAGACAAUUUUUCAAAAUAAUGCAAAAGUUGAGGCUGAGCUUGUGAAUAUGAGGUCGUGUUUGGUCGAUCUUGAAUCGAGAAAUGACGAGCUGACUGAAGAGCUCCACAAUGUAUUCGUCCAAGUUCAUAAAGCACAACUGCAGCACAUGAGCAAAGAAGAGGGCACAAAUAUAACUUCGAGCCUCAACAAGGCUUUAGCAGAACGUUCUCCUACACACCGUGCAAAUCAUUCUGGUAUAAACAUGGAUAAAGUAGUGAGGCACUUAGAAAAUUGGAAAAGGCGGCUGGAAAUAGAAAACGAAUCGCUUCGAGCUACUAUAGCCAGUUUACAGGCCGAAGUCUGUGGAGCGAGACUUUCGGCUAGGUAUUUAGACAAAGAAUUAGCCGGGAGAAUUCAACAGUUGCAACUCGCUGGCCGAAACGAUAUGGUUGCAGCAGUAAAAGAUAGACUCUGGGCACAGUUAGAAGCGGAAAUAUUAGUACAACGACAAAAAACGUUAGUCAGAGCGGUAAGACAGCGGGAAUCGAGAGCUCCUUGUCAAGACGCUUUUAACACACCGAGGACGGUUGUUUUGAAAAGGGACAACAAUCUAGGAUUAGGAAUUUCAAUUACGGGAGGCAGAGAACACGGGGUGCCUAUUUUAAUAUCAGAAUUAGAGCCUGGCGGUGGCACUGAAGAACUUUACGUUGGAGAUGCGAUACUUAGUGUGAAUGACAUUGACCUUACACAGGUAAGCCAUAAUGAGGCUGUCAAAAUUCUUAGUAACCAAUUUGGAGAAGUGAAAUUAAAGGUUAAGUACGUGGGCCAAGACGAGACUGAAGACGAUUCUGAUAUGUCUCAAUUAAGGUAUGGUUUCUUCAAUGAUGGAAAUCGCCUAACCACUUAUGAGAAUGGUUAUAACAAAGAGCUAACACCAACAGCACCUAGAACACCUGAAUCAUCUGUUCGGGAUCCUUCUGAAUCCAGUUAUCCUAGCAGUCCGAGGUUAAAUCAAGAUCAAAAUGCUCCAAAUGAAAAACAACCACAGCAGGAGGCGACGACAAACGGAGGAGAGACAGCCAGCCCGUUACACGUAGGGGUAACUACUUUGCAGAAAAUAUUUCGGACGUUCACGCCCAGCGGGGCUUGGAAGGAGCAGGAACGCGAGGUGGAGUAUUUAGCAAAAGAGCAUGCACGGCAAGAAUCGAUACCAAACAGCAUACAGUAUGCGCCAUCACAGUUACAGUCUCAUGUAGUUCAAACGAAGGAGACGGUACAGGAUCCUUCAUUCUGUCCAUUGCAGCUACAGGGAGAAGAAAAAUCUAAAUUGUCUUAUUUUUAAAUUAAACAAAUCAAAACAUAAAGAUCAUACGAAAAUGAAUUUGUUACUUAAUUAAUUACUUCAUUGAAAGAUUCAUUUUGUUUAUGAUAUGUCCAAAUUAGUGAUUGUUGAUUAUAGUUACAUAAAUUCUGUUAUUAAUAUAAUAAAAUAUUUUAUUAAACAAAACAUAUCAGUAUAAAUGGUAAGAUACGCCUCAUUUCUAGCAGAAUUAUGCAAUAUGUACAAUAUAUGUGGUUAUUAUGUAAAAAGGCAUCGAGAAUAUUGAUGACUGAAAGCUUUUCAUGAUGUAAUAAGAUAAUUUUUAAAUUUAUACAAUAUGAAGUCAUAUUAGGUAAUCUUGUUGUGUGUGGUAUACAAAACUUUUGUUAGUUUGUAAGAUGCAGUCUAAUGGGAAACAGUCAAUAGGAAAUGAAUUGAGAUUUCUCCAUGUGGUUUAGAGGGUGAAGAACCCGUAAUUGGGUCAUUACUAAGCUUAUCAUCGCUGGGCCUGUCAUUAGACAUACUGAACAUGGUGAAAUGUCGAAAUGCAGAUCUAGCGAGUAUAAGCAGACCAAAACAAGUUAAGCAGUGUACAAGUUACAGGAAUUGGAUUGUUGUUACUCUCGCAUUUGGUUUAAAUUGAAACAAAGAUUUUUCCUGUAGAAAAAUACAAUAUUUUUUGUUAUUGUUGUUAGAAUGUGUACAACUACUUUAAAACAGAGCUUUUCAAAACUUUAUGCUUAUUUAAGCAUAUGUGCUUAACUAUUUUUUGUGUGGGGGAAGGUAAAAUUCCAAUAAACCAGAGAGAUAGUAUUCUUAAACAUUUAUUGUGCACAAUCCAUUAAAUUUUGAAAUUAACAAACAAAAAGUAAAA
This is a messenger RNA of Cimex lectularius (bed bug), 2463 nucleotides long. Its product is annotated as Golgi-associated PDZ and coiled-coil motif-containing protein-like. Gene Ontology annotation, biological process: negative regulation of protein localization to cell surface. The record is from RefSeq and is a predicted model, not a curated record. Bases 105 to 1610 code for a protein of 501 amino acids. The transcript has 10 exons. NCBI's taxonomy places the organism in Eukaryota, Metazoa, Arthropoda, Insecta, Hemiptera, Cimicidae. Gene Ontology annotation, molecular function: transmembrane transporter binding. Gene Ontology annotation, cellular component: membrane; trans-Golgi network transport vesicle; Golgi apparatus.